Messenger RNA from Echinops telfairi (small Madagascar hedgehog), 660 nucleotides. RefSeq names its product tether containing UBX domain for GLUT4-like. NCBI's taxonomy places the organism in Eukaryota, Metazoa, Chordata, Mammalia, Afrosoricida, Tenrecidae. Gene Ontology annotation, molecular function: protein binding. Bases 1 to 660 code for a protein of 219 amino acids. The record is from RefSeq and is a predicted model, not a curated record. The transcript is spliced from 4 exons.
AUGCCGCUAAAGUCCUCUCAGAAUACCGUUAACAUAUUUGGCUGCCAUUUCUCUGGAGGGGGCCAGCAGCGUCUGGGCGGCCCUUCCGGCUCUGCUUGUACCCUGACGUCACUGUCCACCAAAUCACCCAAAGCCUUGUCCAGCCCUGGAGGUCCAUCUGAGCCAAAAAAGUCGAAGCCAGGCUGUGAGUCCCCACCGGAGCUUGAGUUGCCUGUGGCCCGAGAGCCCGUGGUGUGCCAUCCCGACCUGGAGGGGCUGCUGCAGGCCUGGCCUGAGGAGCUGCCCGAGGAGUUCUUCGAGGUGACCGUGGACGAUGUGCGCCGACGCCUGGCCCAGCUCAGGAGCGAGCGGAAGCGCCUGGAAGAAGCCCCCUUAGUGACCAAGCCCUACCGGGAGGCCCAGACCAAGGAGAAGCUGGAGCGAUACCCCAAGGUGGCUCUGCGUGUCCUGUUCCCUGACCGCUACAUCCUGCAAGGUUUCUUCCGGCCCAGCGAGACUGUGGGGGACCUGCGUGACUUCGUGAGGAGCCACCUGGGGAACCCUGCGCUAAGUUUCUACCUGUUCAUCGCCCCUCCUAAGACUGUCUUGGUGGACGACACGCUGACCCUCUUUGAGGCAGACCUCUUCCCUGUUUGCAUGGUAAAACUCUUUAAUAGCUAA